This is a messenger RNA of Trichosporon asahii var. asahii CBS 2479, 471 nucleotides long. RefSeq lists its product as uncharacterized. Bases 1 to 471 code for a protein of 156 amino acids. NCBI's taxonomy places the organism in Eukaryota, Fungi, Basidiomycota, Tremellomycetes, Trichosporonales, Trichosporonaceae. The record is from RefSeq and is a predicted model, not a curated record. The transcript has a single exon.
AUGCGCUCAGUUCUUCAGCUCGCCCGGCUGUCAGCGCGCUUUGCUCCACGACUAGCACGACCCACAUCUUCCAAAGCCUCCGACCUCGUGUUCACCCACGAGCGCGACGCUGAGUUUACACGCGGACUCCGUUCAUUUUUCGAAUACCGCGAUCUGGGCAUCAAUGAUGCGACAAAGGGCGCCGUUGCCGCCCACGUUAUCCGUGCAGUAUCGGGGACACAUGCUGAAGGCGUACCUCACAAGCACGACACGACAUUUCAAAUGGUCUAUGUGUUGAAGGGAUGGGUUGAGUUUGAGUAUGAGAAGCCCGGCGCCUCCGAGCCCGUCAAGGUGCGGCUCGAGAAGGGAUCAUCAGUCUACCAACCACCACACAUUCGGCACCGCGAGGUAGCUCACUCUGACGAUGUGGAGAUGCUCGAGAUUGUCCUACCUGGCAACUUUGGUACAGAAGAGGUCCCAUCAGUCCAAUAA